Messenger RNA from Westerdykella ornata, 3331 nucleotides. RefSeq lists its product as uncharacterized. The transcript has a single exon. Lineage: Eukaryota; Fungi; Ascomycota; Dothideomycetes; Pleosporales; Sporormiaceae. The coding region runs from base 355 to 2979 and encodes 874 amino acids. The record is from RefSeq and is a predicted model, not a curated record.
CAGAACAAUCGGUGCAACAAUUUCUGAACCAGCCGCUGAGAAGCUUAAUGAGAAAGUACCAGCGGCUUCCGCGCAUCUCAUUGUUAGUCGUUCACAGGGUAGGCUACCUUUACUUCAUUCCGCAGCCUGUACCUUCGAAGCUACAGGUGUGAUGCUCACCGCUGCCUUCACUCUCUGAUACAUUUCUUGUCCGUUCUAUCAUUCUCUACUUUGUCUUUUAUAGAAAUUUCUUGUAAUUGUCUUCAAGAGUUCUAAGCUCCCCGCGACUAUUCGCUGUUACAUUCUGAUAGCAUAACCUGCUAACAGGCGCUGGGUGUAGUUCUGACUCUCAUUCACUCAGGUUAUUACCAUUACAUGUCAGAUCCAUGGGACUGGACCGUCGGACAGGUAGUAGAAUACCUGUGUCGCCAUGCCGGAGAGAUAUUCGGAAGCACAGUUGGACUGCGUCAAAGAGAGUACCUUGAAUCAAAACUACGCAACAAUGCGGUUAAUGGCCGGGCACUAUUAUGCCGUGUCGACCAUCGCAUGCUACAAAUGAACCUUGGCUUGCUCAUGGCUGCUCAAAGGGACGGUCUGCUUGCCAUUGUAGAACGAUUGCGUGCGGAGUCCGCCAAGUACCAACGAUUUGGGAAUUCUCAGGUUAUUCAAAUACAACAGAACGGUGGUCCUACGAGACCUCCUGUUACAGCUUCUCCGCGGGAUGUCGGGACGACGAACACUGAAAGACGCAGGGUGUCGAACUUGGUCACAGAACCGCUGAAUUCUGCGCAACAGCAUGUUACCCUUCCGCCCUCUGAUGAGCGAAAUGUCGAGUUGUUGGAUAUCAGCAUGAGCAACAACAUUGAAGCAGAUGGAGACUGGGAUUACCUCGCCCAACGAUGGAAUGACGACAAUGACGAGGAGAUAAUAAGCAUUGGUGGCACAGAGGAAGAGGAAGAUUUGGAUGACUCAGAAAUGGUUGAAGACGAGAGCACCACGGAAUUGGCCGUGGAAACCCCGAGUAAUGAAAGGAAUGGACAGAUGACAAAGGGGAGUAAGCUUGACCCAGAAGAGGUGCUAGACGUUAUACACAGCUACAUCGACGAGUAUACUGAAAACUGGACGCCUGGAAGACACGCAGACGAAGUCCUAGACCAAGCGUGGGAUGCGCAUGAACUCUGGCACGAAUUGCACGAUCAGGAUGAGGCAGAACAGCAGCGUGUCAUCCAGAAGACGAAGGAACAGAUUGAGUAUUAUGAGCUCCGAGUCAACGUAAUCAUCGAGGAGAUUCUUCAGAGCAGUCUCUCGUGGCCAAACAGAGCAGCUGUGUGGAAGCAGUGUGCCAGUCUGGACCAUAUGAUUGAUUUCCUCGAACAAGAGAAAUGGGAACUGGAUGUGUACCAGAUGCAAUCGCCACCUCCAAAGAGCAAUUAUGCCGAGACUUCAUUGCCUGUCAGAAGUACGUCGGGGACAGGAAAACCGCAGGGUUCGACAGCUAAGUCAGGGAGAACAUCUGGCUUGACAGUGCAAGCGCAACUGAACCAGAUAUCCAACCGCGCAAUACGGCAGGACGAUUCCGGCCCAGAGCGGAUCGUGGCAAUUGAAGAACUGCAGCUGGGCGGCUCCAGGAAUCAAAUAUCCAACCGCCCCAUUCGACAGGACGAUUUCGCCCCAGAACGGAUUGUGGAUAUUGAAAAACCGCAACUCGGCUCCAGGAAUCAGAUAUCCAACCGCACAAUUAGGCAGGACGAAUCCGCCCCAGAGCAGAUCGUGGAGAUUGAAGAACCGCAGCUCGGAGGCUCGAGGAAUCAGCAACCACACUCCCAGACCCAACCCUCGCAUCCAGCUCAAACCCCUAGAACUGCGCAGGUGGAAAUCAUCGACUUGGGUUCUGCCUCAGACUCCGACUCCGACUCUGCAAAGAUGGACGUCGACGAGUUCUACACACCGCUCUCGAGAAUGAUACCUACCGAACAACCUGUCGCUUCGCCAACGGGAGAGACACCCAGCAAGCCACCGACACAUCGGCCAUUAAGAACCAUAUCUGCGGGACGACCAGUGGUCCCUCCACUGUCGAGGAUACAAUCCGCAGAAAGACCCGCCGUUCCUCCGGCGCAAGUACCAAGAAGGGCACAACCAACGACUCCUCCACCAAGAGUAACCCUUACACCCAUUCCUCGUCCAACUGGGAGCACCCCCUCCGAGCCCAUGCUCAUCGACUCGGAACCCAACCCCGCGCCACUCUCCUCCCCGUCCGUCGUACUCCCUUCCGUCGAAACCGCGCCAGCAUCGAGUCUCCCAUCCAUCCCCCUCCCGCGUUUCUCCCAACCUUACCCCUUUCGCCCUCAUCCCAACCCCAACAACCAGCGCAGGGCCGCCCGCCCAGCUGCCCCGCUAUUGCUCAUCACCCCUCCGCCGCCCCCGCCCUCCACCCACCCCGUCACCCUCUCCCCCUCCACCGCCUCGUACGCCACCAUCUCCCGCUGGACCUGGCCCGACCUCGUCGCGUCCUGCGACCGCAAACGCAUCGUCCUCAAAGUACUGCAGGAGAUGAGCACGUCGGACCGCGAAGCCAUCCGCUCGCGGAUCAUGCACGUGAAGAAGACGACCCUGAUCAGCGAGAUAAAAGAGUGCGUGGGCAUGAUGAUGCAGGGGAAAGAAGGGAUCCCCGGGUUUCUGGCGAAGGAUGUGGUCAAGAUUGUCAAGUUUACGAGGUUGUUCCUUUGUUGGUGGUUGGCAGGGGAUUAUUUUGUUCAUGGGGAUGGAGAGGAGGACGGAUUGGGAAGGAGGGAGAAGAAGGAGGAGAAGGAGGUUCCUAUGUGGCGGCUCCGGGAGCUGGAGCAGUGUCUGAGGGACGAGGAGACGCAGGAUCCGAGGGUGUUUUGCGAGUGGGUGCGGUGGGUCAUGGAGAGGACGUUUAGUGAGGAGGCGUUGGCGGCGGAGAGGCGGUGGGCGCCGAGUCAGGCUGAGGUGAUUGUGAUUUCGGACGAUGAGGGGUGAGCGGGGCCAUAAGAGUUGUUGGAUCAUAUUAUGGAGGGAGUGUGGUUGUGUGGGGAAGAAGAAGACGAGGGUGAGAAAGAGAGGUGGAGUUUGGUGUAGUAGAUCGGGAGAGAGAGUCUGGUGGAGAGUGAUGCAGCUGGUUCUUGUGUUCUUAGGCAGGGCCCGAUUGCAUAAUGGGGAAUGGGAGGAGGCCUGCAACAGUUUGCAAUGCUGCUUUGGCCAGUGUGGACGGGAUGCUUAACGGCUGCUCAUAUGUUGGUAUGCCUGCCUCAGAGCGAAGGCGGAGGCGUGGAAAGUGUACGCCAUGUACCAUAUGAACCUUAGAGGAGGAAUAAUGGAAACGAAGAUUCAU